Molecule: messenger RNA, 1620 nt
Organism: Sparassis crispa
Lineage: Eukaryota; Fungi; Basidiomycota; Agaricomycetes; Polyporales; Sparassidaceae
Product: Malate synthase, glyoxysomal
Exons: 6
Coding region: 1-1620 (539 amino acids)
Biological process (GO): glyoxylate cycle
Cellular component (GO): cytoplasm; peroxisomal matrix
Molecular function (GO): malate synthase activity
Source: RefSeq, a predicted model, not a curated record
AUGCUUGCCGGAGUCCAGAUUCACACAAAGGAGGGCCAGCAGGCUCAGUCUGAGAUCCUCACCAACGACGCCCUCAAGUUCCUCGCAGCGUUGCACAGGACUUUCGAGUCCACCCGCCAGAGCCUCCUUACCGCUCGCGAGGCUGCUCAGCUUCGUCUCGAUGCGGGUGUUUCACUUGACUUCCCGGCAGAGACUGCUCACAUUCGUGCGGACCCCUCUUGGCUCUGCGCACCUCCCGCGCCCGGUUUGGAGGAUAGGAGAGUCGAGAUCACAGGCCCGACGGACAGGAAGAUGGUCAUCAACGCCCUGAACAGCGGCGCAAAGACCUUCAUGGCUGACUUCGAGGAUGCUAAUUCGCCUACGUUUGCCAACAUGAUCAACGGUCAGGUGAACCUGCGCGACGCCAUCAGAAGGCAGAUUGACUUCGAAUCCGGAGGCAAAUCGUACAGGCUUGUGGAGAAGCCGGCCGUUCUCAUUGUUCGUCCUCGUGGAUGGCACCUCGACGAGCCCCGUUUAACCAUCGACAACGCGCCAAUUUCGGGUUCGCUUUUCGACUUUGGUUUGUACUUCUUCCACAAUGCCAAGGAGCUUGUCAAGCGCGGCCUCGGCCCAUAUUUCUACUUGCCCAAAAUGGAACACUACCUCGAGGCGCGUCUCUGGAAUGACGUUUUCAACUUCUCGCAGUCGUAUAUUGGCAUGCCGCUCGGCACCAUCAGGGGCACCGUGCUCAUCGAGACUCUCCCCGCCGCGUUCCAGAUGGAAGAAAUAUUGUUCGAGUUGCGGACCCAUUCCUCCGGUCUGAACUGUGGUCGUUGGGAUUACAUCUUCAGCUUCAUUAAAAGGCGAAGAGCCGAUAAGAGCGCUGUCCUCCCGGACCGCAAGGAUGUCACCAUGGAGUCGCCAUUUAUGGACGCCUACGUCCGCCUACUCAUCCAGACUUGCCAUAAGCGCAAGGUUGCGGCUAUGGGCGGCAUGUCUGCACAAAUCCCGAUUAAGAACGACCCGAAGGCGAAUGAGAUCGCCAUGCAAAAGGUCAAGGCGGACAAGCUGCGUGAGGUCACCAACGGCCACGAUGGCACGUGGAUCGCGCACCCCCUCAUUAACCAGAUCGCCAUGGACAUCUUCAACCAGUACAUGCUUGGCCCCCACCAGUACCAUGUCCGCCGUGAGGAUGUCAAGGUCACCGCGGCCGACCUCCUGAACACCAAUGUGUCUGGCCAUAUCACCGCAGAGGGUAUCCGCUCAAAUGUCGCCACCUCGCUUGCCUACAGCGCAGCGUGGCUCGGUGGCGGCGGUUGCAUUCCCCUCAACUGGCUUAUGGAGGACGCCGCGACGGCAGAAAUCACCCGUGUGCAGCUCUGGCAGUGGGUCAAGCACAGUUCGCGGAUCUCUGACACCGGGGAGACGAUCUCCGCCGACCUCAUCGACCGCGUCGUGGACGAGGUCGCGCCAACGGUGAAGGGCGCCGGAAUCACAGAUCAGAACCUCGACAUCGUCAUCAAGUACCUCAAGAGCCAGAUUCGCAAAGAGUGGCCGAGCGACUUCCUGACGAGCGACUUGAUGGGCUAUCUCGCUGUUGCGGACGGUUGCCCGGCUCAGUGGCAGCGCAGCGUUCUGUGA